AUGUUCCAAGUACAGAAUCCUAUCUGGAAACCCCAUGUCAAGUACCAAGAAUAUUGGCAACUUGUGAAAGCACAACCCAACGGCCCACAUGAAACUUACCUGUGCUCUUACAUUGUGGAUUGGAGCAAUCAGACUGCACGAAACUUCCGAGAGCUUAUAGCACAGCCUAUGCAAGUCUUUGACGAGAAACACAUGUUGUGGCAGAAUAGCAAAACCUGCAAGCACUUGGCAGCCUUGGUCCAAGAUAUACUCGGUAAAAACACUGUGAAGAAAGUUCUCUGCUUCGGGCUCGGUGAUUUUUGCCGCUCCGCGCCUGAAUGGCUAAAAAGGCAGCACGGCUCUUGGGAUGAGAACUCUGAGGUGAAAAAUGUUAUGGGUUGCAUGAUCCAGCAUUCGAUGGCUCUCACUAUCGCUCAACUUUGUCGUGGCAAUAAAACAUUGCCAUUACUUGCUCAGGACCCAGAUUAUACAGAGGUCGCGGAAGAGAUCCUGAUCAAGAAGGAAUUCAAAAUUGUUGGAACUCACGGUGCAGGAGGAUUCGCGGAAAUUGACGAGGAAUCGAUCAUAAUAUCACCCUUUGCUGCCGCCCCAGUGAAGCAGAUUAUCGCCGACCUUGCUCGGCCUGUGCUCAUUAUUUCCACCGGCUUUGAAGUCUUCAAUGGCAAUGAAAAACCAUUGGCAGAUGCUGAAUCUCCGAGAACAAGGCAAAUGUGGCUGGAUUAUGAUGCCUAUAGCCUUCCAAGCCAUUCUGAUGACGUUGAAAUAUGCUCUGCACUGAAAGGACUACAUUUGUAUUGUAGACGCCAGCAACCUCUGGAUUCGCAAGGAGCCUAA
Molecule: messenger RNA, 834 nt
Organism: Penicillium brevicompactum
Lineage: Eukaryota; Fungi; Ascomycota; Eurotiomycetes; Eurotiales; Aspergillaceae
Exons: 3
Coding region: 1-834 (277 amino acids)
Source: RefSeq, a predicted model, not a curated record